CUUCUCAUUCUGUAAGCCAAAGGUCUCAAAGAAGGCGCUGCAGUGGCUUGGUCAUGGCAAGCGAGGUGAGAAGCUGGUCGCUCUGGAGAGCCGUGCUGGCUGAACUAGUUGGCAUGCUCCUUUUCAUAUUCAUCGGCAUUGCAGCAGCCAUCGGUAAUCCGUUUAACAGUAACCCCGACCAGGAGGUGAAGGUGGCUCUGGCUUUUGGCUUGGCCAUUGCCACGCUUGCCCAAAGCCUGGGCCAUGUCAGCGGUGCCCACCUCAAUCCUGCCAUCACGCUGGGCCUGCUCACCAGCUGCCGGAUCAGCGUGCUUCGGGCUGUGCUGUACAUCCUUGCUCAGAUGACGGGGUCUGUCCUAGCCAGUGCCAUCAUGUAUGGACUGAGACAUGAUUACAGUGUCUCCUUGGGACUUAACCAGUUAGCACCUGGAAUAUCCCCUGGCCAAGGCUUUGGGAUUGAGUUUCUGGGCACCUUCCAGCUGGUUCUGUGUGUGUUGGCCACCACUGACAAGAAGCGGUCCGACAUCUCUGGCUCUGCUCCUCUUGCUAUUGGUCUCUCAGUUGGAUUGGGACACUUUGCUAUUAUCAGCUAUACAGGAUGUGGUAUUAACCCUGCUCGUUCUUUUGGACCGGCUGUCAUUCUGCGAUCAUUUAAAAACCACUGGGUGUACUGGAUAGGCCCCAUAUGUGGAGGGAUUUCUGCGGCUCUGGUGUACGACUUCUUGCUCUGUCCGAAGCAAGAGGGCAUGGCCAGACGAAUGAGCGUGCUGAGGAAAGGAGACAACUCUGAGGAGACUCAGCAACUCUCCCCCAUAGAAGACACAGAGACCAGUCAGUGGCCAAGGCACUAAUGAUCACAGCCACUGCAUUACCUCUCCCUGUGUGUGGAUACAGUAAUAACGUAGCAUACAGUAACAGGAUGUCAUUUCAUGCCAUUAAUAUUGUGACAUGCGACCAUGAUGUUUAAAAUGGCAUUGUUUAUUUUAAAGUAGUGGGUGUUAUUGUGCCUUUAAUUUGGUGUUUCAUUUUUUCCUGAAUGUUGAUAGUGAUUGUUGCC
Molecule: messenger RNA, 1057 nt
Organism: Engraulis encrasicolus (European anchovy)
Lineage: Eukaryota; Metazoa; Chordata; Actinopteri; Clupeiformes; Engraulidae
Product: aquaporin-1-like
Exons: 4
Coding region: 54-851 (265 amino acids)
Biological process (GO): carbon dioxide transmembrane transport; hyperosmotic response; renal water transport
Cellular component (GO): membrane
Molecular function (GO): ammonium channel activity; glycerol transmembrane transporter activity; water channel activity
Source: RefSeq, a predicted model, not a curated record